Messenger RNA from Megalobrama amblycephala (Wuchang bream), 3802 nucleotides. RefSeq names its product cartilage oligomeric matrix protein. The record is from RefSeq and is a predicted model, not a curated record. The coding region runs from base 876 to 3203 and encodes 775 amino acids. Gene Ontology annotation, molecular function: calcium ion binding. Lineage: Eukaryota; Metazoa; Chordata; Actinopteri; Cypriniformes; Xenocyprididae. Gene Ontology annotation, cellular component: extracellular region. The transcript is spliced from 20 exons. Gene Ontology annotation, biological process: cell adhesion.
UCACUGAAGCUGUCAGUGCAGCUCAAGCUCAAUGAUUUCGGCAAAACAAACAUUUUAUUCAAUGAAUCUAACUAAAGUGUACAAAAAAUAUUUAAUUUUUGACACGAAAGUGUGAAAACCGAUGGUCAAAUUGAAUUUAGCUGAGGAGGAACAAUGAGGUACUUCUUUAUUUAUUUAUUUUUUAUGCUGUCUUACAUUUGAAUAACUAAAUUAAUGCAAUGCCUGAUUAUUUAAGUGAUUAUAUUCUGAUUUAUUACACUAUAUUGAUGCUCAGCACACCACCGAGUGACAUUUCACCGGAAGUUUUCCAGCUGGCUUAUAUUAUUGCGGAAGUUCUAAAGAACGCUCCGUGCAGCGGAUGAAUUGGUCAUUAACAAAUAAUUGCGUUUGAAAAAUCGCAUUAUUUCGUUAUCACAGAAAAACAGCAUUUUUUGGACUGUCAGAUUAAGAUAAUAAUAAAACUUAUAAAAUAUAGAUGUAUUUUGAAUCAGAAUAGUUCAUGAUUAUUCGCUAGUUUGCUUUGUUGGAAUGCUUGUCACGAAGCAUGCAUGCAUCUCUGAAUGAAAAUGGAAAAUGCUUCAUGUAAGGUUAGCUUUUGGAAUAAAAGAUAUAUACAUGUCUGGAGAUUUGCCUUUUACCCUGCAGCGGCUGUCGCGAGGCGAACGCGCCGCACUCUGAGCUCUUUCAGAAGCGACGCGGAGAAAAUGUGCGCGUGUGAAAACAACCUCCUUCGAGCCGGAGUCGAACCAGCGACCUAAGGAUUGCCGCCAUUCCCACUACAGUCCUCCGCUCUACCAACUGAGCUAUCGAAGGCACACUGCCAGGAACACGGACCACAAGCUAUCAGGUGUGUUCUGUGAAGAACCAGACUACAGAUGACGUCAGAGACGUGGUAUAAAAGCAGAGGAGACACAGACACACUCAGAACCUCAGAUCUGCUGCCCUCCUCAGACAUGCUGUGGACUCUCUUGUUCAGCUGCAGCUUUUAUCUGCACACUGCUCUGGUUUCUGCUCAAGGAAUAUCCAGAGAUGGAGAGAUUAUCAAACAGAUUAAAGGCACAAACCAGGAGCUUGCUGAAAUCAAAGAACUACUGAAGCAACAGAUACAGGAAAUUGUUUUCCUGAAGAACACGGUUAUGGAGUGUGAAGCCUGUGGCAUGAGAACAGUAGAUCCACAGCCUUUAUGUGAUCCCAACCCUUGCCACGCUGGUGUGGAGUGCAUUUUGACACCCAGCGGCAUCAAGUGUGGUCCGUGCCCGGAGGGCAUGACAGGAAAUGGAACUCACUGUACUGAUGUUGAUGAGUGUGCUGUAAUGCCAUGUCACAUGGGGGUGAGAUGCAUUAACACAUCACCUGGUUUUCGCUGUGGCCCCUGUCCAGCUGGGUACAUGGGCCCCCAGGUGCAGGGGGUCGGACUCGCCUAUGCUUCUGCCAAUAAGCAGGUCUGCACAGACAAUAACGAGUGUGAGAACUCAAAUGGAGGCUGCGUGGAGAACUCCAACUGCAUCAACACACCAGGCUCUUUUCGUUGUGGUCGCUGUAAGACUGGUUUUGUCGGGGAUCAGGCGAAAGGCUGCAAACCUGAGCGGGCUUGUGGUAAUGGUCAGCCCAAUCCUUGCCAUGCCAGCGCAGAAUGCAUUGUUCACCGUGAUGGACAGAUUGAAUGCGCAUGUGGAGUUGGGUGGGCUGGGAACGGAUACUUAUGUGGAACAGACACUGAUAUUGAUGGCUUUCCUGAUGAAAAGUUGGAAUGUGUGGAAAGAAACUGUGCAAAGGACAAUUGCCUCACCGUUCCAAACUCUGGCCAAGAAGAUGCAGACAAAGAUAACAUCGGCGAUGCAUGUGAUGAAGAUGCAGAUGGAGAUGGGAUCCUAAACACAGAGGACAACUGUGUGCUCGUCCCCAAUGUCAAUCAGAAGAAUAUUGAUCAGGAUGAUUAUGGAGACGCUUGUGAUAAUUGCCGUCUGAUGAAAAACAAUGACCAGAAGGACACAGAUAGUGAUGGUCAGGGUGAUGAAUGUGAUGAUGACAUUGACGGGGAUGGAAUAAAAAAUGAUGAGGAUAACUGCAAAAAGGUGCCAAACCGUGACCAGAAAGAUAGAGAUGGUGAUAGUGUUGGUGAUGCUUGUGACAGCUGUCCCUAUGUCCGCAACCCUGAUCAGAUGGAUGUGGAUAAUGAUUUAAUUGGCGAUCCUUGUGACACCAACAAAGACAGUGAUGGAGAUGGACAUCAGGACUCUCGAGACAACUGUCCUGCAGUUAUCAACAGCUCCCAGCUAGACACAGACAAGGAUGGCAUUGGAGAUGAAUGUGAUGAUGAUGAUGACAACGAUGGCAUUCCUGAUCUCCUUCCACCUGGUCCAGACAACUGUCGUCUGAUUCCAAACCCACUGCAGGAGGACUUUGAUGGUGAUGGGAUUGGAAAUGUUUGUGAGAAUGACUUUGACAAUGACACAUUUAGCGACAACAUUGAUGUUUGUCCUGAGAAUGCUGAGGUCACUCUCACCGACUUCAGAACCUAUCAGACUGUUGUUCUAGAUCCAGAGGGUGAUGCGCAGAUCGAUCCAAACUGGGUGGUGCUUAAUCAGGGAAGAGAGAUUGUUCAGACCAUGAACAGUGACCCUGGACUCGCUGUAGGCUACACGGCGUUUAAUGGUGUGGACUUCGAAGGGACAUUUCAUGUGAAUACUGAGACAGAUGAUGACUAUGCAGGCUUUAUCUUUGGCUAUCAGGACAGCUCAAGCUUCUACGUGGUAAUGUGGAAACAAGUCGAGCAGAUUUACUGGCAAGCUAACCCUUUCCGAGCUGUAGCUGAGCCUGGUAUCCAACUAAAGGCAGUGAAAUCAGACACAGGGCCUGGAGAAAACUUGCGGAAUUCACUCUGGCACACAGGUGACUCAACUAACCAGGUGAAACUCUUGUGGAAAGAUUCCAGGAAUGUUGGCUGGAAAGACAAGACUUCUUACCGCUGGUUCCUGCAGCACAGACCCCAAGAAGGCUAUAUUAGGGUUCGGUUCUAUGAAGGUCAGCAGAUGGUGGCAGACACAGGAAUUAUUAUUGACACAACCAUGAGAGGAGGCAGACUGGGAGUUUUCUGCUUUUCCCAGGAGAACAUCAUCUGGGCCAAUUUGCGCUACAGAUGCAACGAUACAAUCCCAGAGGACUUUGAGACAUUCAGAACCCAGCAAAUCCAGCUUUUUUAAACCAAAACUCAACAGCAGAGUUCUUUUUUUACAAGGUUAAUGUGUGUUUUGAGUUGUAUAUUUCUGUCAUGUGUGUCAUAUUUUAUACUCCAUUUUUUUUUUUUUUUUUUUUACUUUAUGAACAACAGUAGACAAGCCUUCCUCACAACCCCAAAUGAUAGACAGAUACAUUGAUGACUCCGAUUAGCACUGAGGUCACAAACAAGAAUUUAAAUAUAUAUAUAUCUAUAUAUAUAUAUAUAUAUGUAUUUUAAAAACACGUACAGAAAUACAGGUUACAAAAUAUAAAUUAUAUAACAAGAAGGCUCUGAUAUAUGUAGCUGAGACAUCAUGCACAUCCAUAUUUAGCUUUUUUUUUUUUUCUUUCCGAGAAAGGAAAAGGACCAGCAAAAACGACAAAGACGAAAUCAGUUCCUUCUACAAUCAGUUACCACAAAUAGGAGACAAAGAUGAUCACACCAGCACAGCGACUAUAGAAAUGGGCAUCUGGAUAGAUCCAACCCAAUGAAAGCUCUAGACAACCACAAAUUAUAUGUCCUAAUAUACCGUUAAUUCCAAUAAAGAGCAAGCACUGUUUAUGCUCACAAAUUGUAAGAUCA